CCAGCACAUCGACCCACAAUCGCCAUAUGACCGAGCUUCUCAAACUCGAAAGUAAACCCAUCCCAGCCUUCUACUGCUGCUAUCUCCUGCGCUCCAAGAACCGCAAAUCCUACUACAUCGGCAGCACGCCCAACCCAGCGCGCCGCCUCGGCCAGCACAAUGGCACGAGCAAGGGCGGCGCAAAGCGCACUGCGAUGCAGGGCAAGCGUCCAUGGGAGAUGACGUGCAUCGUGACGGGUUUCCCAUCGCACUUCGCAGCGCUGCAGUUCGAAUGGGCAUGGCAGAACACCCACAUGACGCGCCACAUCGACCGCGACGUGAGAGACGAGCGGGCCGUGGCGCUGCAGAAAGGGAAGAAAGCCGCGCCUGCGUCGACGGGGAGGCGUAAGAGGCCGCCCAUGUCGCUGGAGGCGCGACUCAAGAAUCUGCAUCAUCUGCUCGGUGUGGACAGCUUUAGGAGGUGGCCGCUAAAUCUGAGGUUCUUUGCGCUGGAUGUGUUCAAGCAGUGGGAACGGCACACGGCGAAGAUGAAGCAGAGACUGAGGGACGGCGUUGCGGUGACGGUCACGCCUGCUGAGAUGCCGAAGCUUGCGCCUGAGAUUUGGGCGGAGGUGGGAUCACAUUAUAUCCCGGAUAUCAUACGGAACAUCCCAGUUGCGUAUGAAGACUGCAAGCCGUGUGUCGAAAAGUCGAUGAAGAUGUUGCAAGAUCAAAAUAGCCACAGCUGUGGUGUUUGCAGAAAGAGCGCAGACAGCUCGUCUACCAUGGUGGUCAUCUGUCCCAUGGAGACAUGCAAGUCCGUAUCCCAUCUGGCAUGUCUGUCGAAGAGAUUCCUCUUCGAAGACGACAGUUCUGAAGGCGCUUUGAUACCUAUAGAAGGCUCUUGUCCGGGCUGCGGAACGAACCUGAAGUGGGCCACGCUGAUGAAAGAGCUUAGCCUGCGUACAUACGGCGAAGAGGAGAUCGCUGCCAUGUUCAAACCGAAGCGCAAAAAGAAGACCGAUGCGCAGGACGCUGAAGAGAACGUUGGCGAAGAAGACGAGGAUCUUGACGAGACGUGGAUGAAAGACGUAGACGAGUUUGAAGCCGAGAGUCCGAGCAGAUAGGUAGAUAUUGCUAUCGGCUUCGGCACACUCGAACAUGGCAACGGCGACUACAGAGUCUGUCAUGCAUGGAACAUUUCAUUUCUCCCCCUCUGCUACCACUCGCCGACCGUCCUCAACUCCCCUCCCUCGCCAUCAACCCGCUUGACAACCUCCCCCGUCUUCCCCCAAAUCUCCCUCCCCACAUCCUCAACACU
Molecule: messenger RNA, 1300 nt
Organism: Didymella exigua CBS 183.55
Lineage: Eukaryota; Fungi; Ascomycota; Dothideomycetes; Pleosporales; Didymellaceae
Product: structure-specific endonuclease subunit SLX1
Exons: 1
Coding region: 27-1106 (359 amino acids)
Biological process (GO): double-strand break repair via homologous recombination
Cellular component (GO): Slx1-Slx4 complex
Molecular function (GO): 5'-flap endonuclease activity; crossover junction DNA endonuclease activity
Source: RefSeq, a predicted model, not a curated record